Molecule: messenger RNA, 546 nt
Organism: Aphanomyces astaci
Lineage: Eukaryota; Oomycota; Saprolegniomycetes; Saprolegniales; Verrucalvaceae
Exons: 4
Coding region: 1-546 (181 amino acids)
Source: RefSeq, a predicted model, not a curated record
AUGCAGCUGACUGAUGAAUCUGGUAGCAGCUCGCAGGUCGGGAGCCACGUCGCACUGUGUGGCCAAGAGGGGUCGAGCGACGCGUGGCAGCUACCGCCCCCCCACUGGUGCCUUAUCACGUACAGGCAUCGAACGCAAGUUCCAACCUGCACUGACACGCGGUCUGCCCUAGAUCGUAAUAACGCUCUGAGCUUGUCCACACCGAGUGGGUCACUGUUGCAUGAAAUGGUGCGCGGCCGCUUGCUUUUUCGCACGGCCAAGCAAGCGGCCGCGUCAGACCAAAAAUCGUUUUACAAGAAUUCAGUGACGCUUCGGCCAACAUGGAUCUCCAGUGUCAACUACAUAACCAAGCGUCGCCUUGCAUGUAAAUCACCGCGUCUCGGAUCAUUUGUUGGAAGGGGGUUCACCGCCCUCAACUCUGCCGACUCGACGUGGUGCAUCGUCAAAUACCCUUCGGAAACCCCGCCUAUGUCAACACCUGCCGGCAGAUGGGGCACUGGAGGUCGGCUUCGCAUGCCACUGGUCAACGGAUGUAUUCAGCUCUAG